CAGGCACUUGUCCUCAAUUUAUGGGAUUUUGCGGAAGAGGACCUGGUUUCUAGAUCCAGAACUGAUUCUGGUGCUGCUUGAAGAAUGGAUGAUGACGAUUUUGGCGGUUUUGAGGCUGCAGAGACAUUUGGUGAUGGAAAUGGAGAAGCCCAGACGACGUCCCCUGCGAUCCCAUGGGCCGCCUUCCCCACAGUGUCUGGAGUGCACCUUGCACCUGCCGCUCCUGACAUCGGAGUGGAUCGUGACUGUCCUUCCCUUGGCUGCCUCUCCCCGGAUGCCAUUGUGUCCUCAGCGGAGAACACACACGCAGAAAGUAUCCAGCCGUCAGCCCACACUCAUCUGGAUAUCUCCCUUUUCCCGCUGAGUUUAACUGAUGAGAAAGGCCAUGGGACACUCACCCUUGUGGACGACUCGGAGGGGCCUGCAGCCAACAUGUCAGACAUCCAGCUGCAGCAGAAAAUUUCAAGUCUGGAGAGUAAGCUCAAAGCGUCUGAAGAAGAAAAACUGAGAAUUAAGAAGGAGGUUGAAUCAUUGAUGGAGAAGCAUAGUGUCUUAGAAAAAGACUUCCAGAAAGAAAAGGAGCAAGAGGCUCUUUGUUUUCAAGAUAGAUACAAAGAACUUCAGGAGAAACAUAAGCAGGAGCUGGAAGACAUGAGGAAAGCGGGUCAUGAUGCUCUCAGCAUUAUUGUGGAUGAAUAUAAGGCGCUCCUGCAGUCUUCAGUUAAGCAGCAAGUCGAAGCUAUUGAGAGACAGUACAUUUCCGCCAUUGAGAAGCAAGCCCAGAGGUGCGAGGAGCUGCUGAAUGCCCAGCAUCAGAGGCUCCUGGAAAUGCUGGACACGGAGAAGGAACUCCUAAAGGAAAAAAUAAAGGAAGCUUUGAUUCAGCAAUCUCAAGAACAGAAGGAACUACUGGAAAAAUGUCUGGAGGAAGAAAGACAAAAAAAUAAGGAGGCAUUGGUGUCUGCAACAAAGCUUGAGAAAGAAGCUGUGAAGGAAGCAGUUUUAAAAGCCAUAGAAGAAGAAAGAAAAAGUUUGGAAAAAGUCCACGCUGAGGAAAGGGAAUUAUGGAAGACAGAGCAUGCGAAAGAUCAAGAAAAGGCAUCGCAGGCGCUUCAGACAGCUUUGCAGCAACAAAGGAAAGAAAGUGAGGAAACUGUUAAAGCAGCAAUAAGAGAGGAGCAGAAACGCAGUGGAAAGGCUGUGGAAGAGGCAGUGAGAAGAACAAGAGAGGAAUUGAUAGAAUAUGUAAAGGAACAGAAAAGGCUUGAUCAAGUCAUCCGCCAGCGAAGCCUGUCUAGUCUGGAACUGUUCCUGUCCUGCGCUCAGAAACAGUUAAGCGCCUUAAUAGCUACGGAGCCUGUGGACAUUGAGUAAGGAAGUGCCCUGGCGUUAUGUAAAUCGUUAGACCUCUCAAAUACAUGCUGUGAAUGAUCAAGA
Molecule: messenger RNA, 1437 nt
Organism: Ochotona princeps (American pika)
Lineage: Eukaryota; Metazoa; Chordata; Mammalia; Lagomorpha; Ochotonidae
Gene: CCDC91
Product: coiled-coil domain containing 91
Exons: 13
Coding region: 85-1374 (429 amino acids)
Biological process (GO): Golgi to lysosome transport
Cellular component (GO): trans-Golgi network
Source: RefSeq, a predicted model, not a curated record